This is a messenger RNA of Protopterus annectens (West African lungfish), 1395 nucleotides long. Its product is annotated as discoidin, CUB and LCCL domain-containing protein 1-like. Lineage: Eukaryota; Metazoa; Chordata; Ceratodontiformes; Protopteridae. The record is from RefSeq and is a predicted model, not a curated record. The coding region runs from base 361 to 1395 and encodes 344 amino acids. The transcript is spliced from 10 exons.
CAUACACGUGACUGAUUUCUGGUAGCUAGACAAGUAACAGCCAAAAACAGCCAACGUUUGACUUUUCGAGGGCAACCUGUAAAAGGUGUAGUAUGAAACUGUAAUGCUGGGCGCCGUCUGAGGACUUGAUCCGGAAGAGAGCGAUGCUAACAUAAAAGGAAAAGGGGGAAAAUAUCGGCGGGAUGUAUAAAUGGUAGUUCACGAAAAUCGUUCAUUUUCAUGUCUUGACGUAAACGAAAUGAGUUAAAAUGCGUUCGUGUUUUUUUUGUCUGACUGGAAAAGCUCAGUAGAAGUGAUUUGAGAAACUAUUUUUUUUGCUCUACUGUUGCGACUGGCUGUGAGUUUUGGGGGCAUUUACUAAUGAAAAGCAGCAACCGGUGUUUGGUAAUGUGUAUAGGACUUGGCGAUCAAACAGUAGCCGUUAAACUCUUGGGCUGUUUAAUUUUGGUCGGAGUGUUUCCCAUGAUGGUGUUUUCAGAACUGGCUGACAGAUCAGUGGAUGGCUGUGGACAUACAGUUAUGAGUCGAGAAAGUGGCACAUUAUCAUCUAAUAACUAUCCAGGGCCAUACCCAAAUAAUACGUCCUGUACAUGGAAAAUACGGGUGGCUCAAGGGAAGGCCAUCCUUUUAAAAUUUAGUGAUCUAGAUAUUGAAACACAAAGUUGUGAGCUGGACUACCUUAAAAUUGUGACAGUUUCUUCAGAGGAAAAAACAUAUUGCAGAACUUUGGAUCCUGAAGAAAGAGAGUUACUGCUCGAUACAAAUGAAGCAAAAAUUCAGUUUGCGAGUGCAGUCCAUGUAUCAGGGCGGGGUUUCUUGUUGUCAUAUGCCACCAGUGAUCAUUCAGAUCUUAUUUCAUGUUUGGACAGAUCAAGUCAUUAUACAGAAGAGCAGUAUAGCAAGUACUGUCCAGCUGGCUGUAAGGAUGUGGCAGGAGACAUUUUUGGGGAUUCAUCAGAUGGCUACAGAGAUACAUCAGUGAUAUGUAAAGCAGCUGUUCAUGCUGGAGUAAUUGCGGAUGAGUCUGGAGGGCAGAUCACUGUAAUAAAGAGUAAAGUUCUUGGUCGAUACAAUGUUGUAAGAGCUAAUGGUAUUACUUCAAAGGAGGAUUCAUUGUCAGAGAGAAUAUUUUUAUUCAACAGAACUGUACGUCCUGAUUAUAUAAAUAAGCUGGUUGAUGUAUCUACAGAUCCAACUGGAAUUACAGGAAAUCAGAACAUCACAGAACCAAUAUCACACCAAGAAGCAGACUUUGGUGUGAAAAUUGGAAUUGCGGCUGCAGUGGUGCUGUGCCUGUUUUUGCUGUUAGCUGCAGUCUGCAUAUGGCAGGCCCUACACAAGAGGAAAAGUAAAGGAGACGCCUAUCGACUGUCCGGUGAUCACGGAACAGGUUAG